AUGAUAGGUAGGCGAGCGGCCACCGCCGACGCCGACGGGGCGUGCGUCCCGCGGAGACGUCGCCCGAUGUGUGCACCAUGGCAUCUGUCGACGGGGGCAAUCGUCCUAGUGUGUGUUGUACAAUACAUGACAAAGUGUACUGGCGUGAAGGCGGUGUUCUGUGCACGUCCUCGUACGAAUCUUACUACGCAUUCGCUUCGUGGCGAACGAGCGUGUAUACUCGGGUGUAUGUGGACGCAGCCGUGUGUUUGGCGCUACAGUACAACGAGUAGGCGAGCACGCGCAAGGCAAUACUUGGGUUUCGUUGACCAGCGAGCGCCUCGCCUUCGGCAGCUUGCCCACCGGGGCUGUGGCUGCUUGGUAGCGCUUGCUUCGGCGGAGGAACCUCGGUCGCAGGACGAACGCGCUCGGGAACCGCCUCCGUUUUCCGAGCAGGAGGUUGAAGAACGCGUAUAUUUAGCGGAUCUUCCGCUGCUGUCUGUUCAGGAACUUUCGAGGAAACCCGAGCGUUGGGAGCGCACUGGUGCUUACGCAGUAUUCGAUGAAGAACGCACGCUUCGGUAUGUUGGUUACACAAAAAACGUCCUCGCGAAGCUGCAAGUGCAUCGAAAGUUGCAACCGUCCCUCUGCCGCUAUUUUAAAACGUAUUUCCCGACUCGUGGCUCGCAAGAAGCUACACCAGACGUUUUGGAGUCGGUGCUGUGUGACUGGAUCAGGGAAAACGGUCGCGUUCCAAGCGGAAACUACCAGCUGGACCGCUGGGAGUCCAUGCCAUCGCCCAGGUCCCUCUCCGAUACGGAAAAUGACUCUCCAGAGUAUGCACCGAUGGGCAGGGAUGUGCCGAACGAACGAAUAGGCGCACAACGUGCAGCACCUCGCGGUGACGAAGGCGGCGCUGCAGAUAGAGAACGGCGCUUCGGACGUUAUCGCACAGUCCGGCGGGCCGUUUUUGAUGAAGAGGGCGAGGCAGACGCAUUUGAUGAAUAUGAACCCGCAAGCGUGGCCAACGGUGACGACUGGUGGCACCGUCUGGUGCGCGUGUUCAUCGGGCAGAGCGUGCCGCUACCCACGGGCGUGCUUGCGGACGAGUCGCUGCGGGUUCGCGUUCGCGACAAGCACGGUGGUGUCCGUAGCGACCGUCCGCUUAUUAGCGGCAUUCCUGCAAUGCCGAACGAGUACGACGGGCCGCGUGGUCGCCGACGCGGAGCGGAGGAUCGGGAAACUGCACAGAAUCGAGACCCGUACCUUGAACAGCUCCUUCGCUUUGAAGAGGAGGAAGCCUACCGGAAAGCAAGUCAGGGCACUCGAUGGCGUGCUGGUAGCAGUAGCGGGAGGCGCAGUGCGUUCCGCUCCAAGGAGGCCCAGGCGUUCCCUGAUGAGGAAGACAUGGUUGACGACUGGAACGAUGCACUCAUGGAUAACGGUAUGCAGGACUGGAUACCGUUUUUGGCGCUGGGCGGACUCGCCCUGUUUCUGUAUCUGGUAAGCGCCCUAUCGAGUACAGGUAAUGCGUUGCCACCGGAAUCUUUGGGAUUUUAG
Messenger RNA from Cyanidioschyzon merolae strain 10D, 1539 nucleotides. RefSeq lists its product as hypothetical. The coding region runs from base 1 to 1539 and encodes 512 amino acids. NCBI's taxonomy places the organism in Eukaryota, Rhodophyta, Bangiophyceae, Cyanidiales, Cyanidiaceae. The transcript has a single exon. The record is from RefSeq and is a predicted model, not a curated record.